Molecule: messenger RNA, 5215 nt
Organism: Salvelinus fontinalis (brook trout)
Lineage: Eukaryota; Metazoa; Chordata; Actinopteri; Salmoniformes; Salmonidae
Gene: rims4
Product: regulating synaptic membrane exocytosis 4
Exons: 6
Coding region: 556-1422 (288 amino acids)
Biological process (GO): positive regulation of synaptic transmission; regulation of synaptic plasticity; regulation of membrane potential
Cellular component (GO): presynaptic membrane; cytoskeleton of presynaptic active zone
Molecular function (GO): transmembrane transporter binding; small GTPase binding
Source: RefSeq, a predicted model, not a curated record
CACAAAGGACUUACCAGUGAAUGAACUGAGUCAAGCACAAGCUGUUGAAAUAGUAAAAGCCUCUCUCCUCCGAUCUUUAUCACCCAGAGCAACCAGACAGACACCGACGCCAUUGCAGUGCACAGGAGAACCCUACCCUGGGUGAAGCUACAUCAAUAGAGCAUGCUACGUAGGAAUAUACCUUCUCUUCAAGAAAACAACAGACUCCACUGAACUGAGAGUCUGUUUUUCCUUUCAAUUCUCCCCAGAAUUAUUCUAUUUUCUCAUUCUAGGACAGCAUUGCUCCUCUCCUCAGCGACUACCCUCGGAGCAGACACUCCCACAACACACCAGGACACCCCAGUCUGACCAAACAAAAGUUGUGGAAACCUAUCAACUUUGGAGAGAAGCCUAUCUAUACGGCCGGAUAUAUACGGUGGCCUUCCAGUGCAGAGAGAGAGUGACAUUUGGGGAGAGAAAGAGGUGAUUUGGGGAUUUUUCUCUCUUCUGGUGGGCCUGUGAAAGUCUGUCAAGACGCCGCGUGCCGUGCUCCGCGUGAAGAAUGCCCAGGCGAGGAUGGCCAAGCCGGCUGAGCCAGCACCAACACCUGGGCUCUACAUGGAGCGCUCGCAGAGUCGGAUCAGCCUGUCGGCCUCCUUCGAGGCCCUGGCCAUCUACUUCCCCUGCAUGAACUCUUUUGAUGAGGACGAUGUCGGUAAGCAGCCUAAAGAUGCUGAGGGUAGAAGGCUAAAGGGGAUCCAAAGGAGCACUGAGACGGGACUGGCUGUAGAGAUGCCCAGCCGCACUGUACGCCAGGCCAGCCACGAGUCCAUUGAAGACAGCAUGAACAGCUACGGCUCAGAGGGCAAUCUAAAUUACAGUGGGAUGUGCCUUGCCUCUGACGCCCAAUUCAGUGACUUCCUAGAUGGGAUGGGCCCUGCACAGUUUGUUGGGCGACAGACAUUAGCCACAACAUCAUUGGGUGAUGUUGAAAUAGGCCUGCUGGAGCGAAAUGGUGGUUUGGAGGUGGAGAUUGUGCAGGCCAGAGGACUCACACAGAAACCUGGAUCCAAAGGACCUCCAGCGGCUUACAUUAAAGUGUACCUACUUGAAAAGGGGAUCUGUGUUGCAAAAAAGAAGACAAAGUCAGUUAGGAAAUCCCUGGACCCUCUGUAUAACCAAGUGCUGGUGUUCUCGGAGAGUCCACAGGCGAAAGUCGUUCAGGUGAUUGUUUGGGGAAACUACGGACGCAUGGAUCGUAAAUGUUUCAUGGGUGUCGCCCGCAUCUUAUUGGAGGAGCUGGAUUUGACGAGCAUGGUGAUUGGCUGGUACAAGCUUUUCCCCACCUCGUCCAUGGUGGACCCCACAAUGGCACCGUUGAUCCGGCACUCUUCCCAACUGUCCUUGGAGAGCACCGUGGGCCCAUCCUUUGAGCGCUCUUAAGAACUUUGCUUACUGGCUCUUUUUGAACACACCCUUCCCUUUGUGUGCCACCCAAAAGAAAUGCACUACCCCUUCAGAGGGACAUAUACUGACCGUAGUGUACUGCUCUGAGAUGGUUAGUGACACUGGCCGUGCACUGUUUUUCAGAAGAAAACAGCAGAUAAAGGGGGCACCAUAGGUCUAGAAAGACUUUGAGAAUAGGAUUUCCUUGUUCUUACUCUUGACUUGGGCUGUUUUCUUUUUACAUGGCCCCAGAUAAUAUGUCAAUGCGUGUCAUGGGAGCAAGAGAGAGGUUUGCAAACCUCCUCUGGGGAGGUUUCAUUCCUGUGUUCUGGUGGCAGCCAUUGGGUCUGAAGCUGAAGGUUGCAACACAGAGGGGAAUGUGCAAUAUCAUGGUUAUAAUGUAGCUGGUACAGAAGCAAACAAGCCAACACAAGUUCUAGACAUCUACCACCAAGGGAAGCAGAUUAUCUCUACAAUAAAAUAAGCCAAGGUGAGAAUUCAAAUUUAAAUUGAGCUUAAGUGUUGUUUGAAUAGAUUUAAGAUUGUCUUUGAAGCUUGGCUAAUAUUCUAACAGUUUCAACUGUGCCAAUUUACCAGUAAGUGUCUUGACUUUGUGGCUUGUGCCAUUGUUCAAAAGGAUAAUUUUGGAACGGAAACAUCUGAUUACAGCUCGUGACAGAGGCACUGAAGCUUCAGUUAGAGCUGCCCUUUUUUAAAUUACAAUCAUCAUUAUGACACUGUCAAAGCAGGUAGUGAUUAACACAACUCCACAAGUGAAGCUGUGAGGAAAGCUUGAAAUAUAUUUUUUCAUCAUCAACAAAGGUCUGAGAGGAAAUAUGACAGAUAAUAUAAUUAAAUCAAAUGAAUUUACAGAAAAUUGUAGAGCUGUAGGGUAAUGAAAAUAACAUGUAUUUUAUUUGGCCACUUUAUUAUAGAUGUUUUUUUUAAUGAAUGUUAGUCUUGAGUGAGCCAAAGUGUGUUUUUUGAUUUAUUUGAUUCAUGUUCAAAGGGCAGAGAUGCAGAACUUGGUAGCAUAGUAAGGUUGUAGCAAUAGGUGGUAGCAUCUGCAUGACAGAAUACCGUAUUAGCUUAUCACAAAAUAAUAAUAGUAAGCAUGAGAUAUUACAAGGGAAUGUGAAACAGCACAAGUUGGUUAAAACUAAAUUGUACAUUGAUUGAGGAGCUAAACGACAAAACACACAGUGCCAACGAACAGUUAAAAGUGGUUCAACGUAGAAUGGUCGGGAAAUAAACAGAAGAUUAUGGCCAAUGUUCUGGUCAGAGGGGAUAGGAUGGACACCCACGGCUUUUAACCAUUCACUGGAACAUUGUGUAUUGUCCUUAACAUGUAGCAGUUAAAUUCAGAUUUAUGAAGAUUAUUGCAAUUCUGACUUAUGUGCUACUGUCGAAAACAGAAUAUCUGUAUUAAAUAUUAAGAAACAAGUGUAUUUGGUCCGUUUAAGUACUAUACAGAACACCUGAAUCUAGCUUGAAUGAGCCUACAUGUUGUGCAUAAUGUAUUAAGUCAACAUUUUUAUGAAAUGUAAAAAAACAUAUAUAUAAUAUGGAGACAACAUUUUGAAAAUGCUGAAUUAACUUGAAGACUAAAUUCAAGUCUUAAGAUGAACAUUAAAUUGUAGGCACAGCAUCAAAGUGGUAAAGAUUAGAGCUCACUAGAGCAGGUAGCACUGGUACAGGAAUAUGUUACUAAGACUUAAUGUUUUGAAACAUGUAUUUUUCCAACCAAUAUCUUCAUUUUGUAAAGCAAUAAGUAGCAGCACCCAUCCACAACAAUCCAUAACAAACCUCCAUGUUUUGUCCCUCGAAGUGUGAUGUAUAAGGCUAAAACUAUAAUUAAGCUAAUACAACCUGUAAGUAAUUUAUAUGCAAUCCAGUGUAGACAAUAAGUUUAGCACCUGUGUAAAGUAUGUAUGUACUGUAUGUAUGUAUGCAUGCAUUUGUCAGUUCAAACAUAUGCAUACACUUAUACACGCAUGCACGCACGCACGCACACACACACGCACGCACGCACGCACGCACGCACGCACGCACGCACGCACGCACGCACGCACACACACACACACACACACACACACACACACACACACACACACACACACACACACACGCAUAUGUGUGUGAGUGUAUAAGUGUAUGCAUGUGUUUGAACUGACAAAUGCUACAUCAUUAGGGUGGUACAAUAGGACAAGAUUAAACAGAGUUGGUGAUAGUAUGAGAAUCAGUUUCACUCACAGUCUGACCAGAAAACUCAUUUACCACAUUGUAACAAGUUUACAAUCAAAAAAGAAAACAUUUGGAUUGAACCUUUACUAGCCUGAACAUGUUAUGUAGAAUAGACAUGAAAAGAAAGAUGCCAUAUUAUUAAAGAAUAUUGGAAAAACUAGUUAAGGAUUUAAAACAUUUGUAAAAAGUGCAUUGUACUGUACGAUUGUAUUUUGUAAAUUUCACACAUGAAAAAAAAUAUUUUGAUCAAAUGUAUAGAUCAAAUCAAUCUACUUAUCUUAACUGGAAUGUUUUUGUAUUUGUUAUUUCUUUGUGCCAAAGUAUUUUCUUUUUAUAUGUAAAACAAACCUUUUGGAAAAAAUCUAUGCUUUCAAAAAUAACUGAUAUUAUUUAGUACCAUGUAAACUGAAAGAUACACAUGGCAUUAAAUAAUCUAUCUCCAUUUUAAAACUGAUGGAAGGUUUUAGUUUGAGGAAUAACCUUUAUCAAUUAAAGACAAUACCUCCCAGGCUUCUGUUCCUUAUACCAUUACUUUCAAAAUCAAUUUAGAGUAGCUAUAUGAAAAAUCAAUCAAAUCAAAUAAUAUUGACAUUGCAUGGUUGUCCUUCACCUACUUUAGUACUUCAGUGUACCAUUUUGGAUUUCCAAAAUGAAAGGAACAUGGUUUAUUUUAAAAAUUGACCAACUGUGAUAUAAUAAAAAAUAAAUGUUAUGAUUGAAUGAAACACAUUGGUAUUGUAGGAAAUGUUUGAAGAAUGCUCAAAAUAUUAACCAUGUAAUUACUUACAAGUGCAACCCGAUUUCAAAUUUAACUUGUGGUUGUUUCAUAUAUCUCAGCCUUAGAGGUAUGAUAUCGCCUAUCCAACAGUUUAAUUCAUGGGUCUGAUGCAGUGGUGUGUGACUUUGAGUUUGUUUUAAUGAGAUGUUUCAAUAUGGUUAAAUGGUGGAGAAUGUCAAAAACACCAAAAUAUGCUGUCAUCAGAAUCCCUAUCCCUUUUCUUUUACUCGUAUCUGUCAUGCACAUCUAAAUUCAUUACCAUCAAUUGUGAUGCAAGUAGAGGCCUUAAAAACACAAGAAUCAUACCAGAUGACUUAACAAUCCUAAAAUGUAAUUCAAGGAGCAAAAAAAGUGUGAAAAUGUGAACAGUUUUUUUUUCUUCUCCCAUGUCUCAACUUAUUUUGAAUUCAAUUUUGUCCAAUGCUUAUUUUUUCACAGUUUCUUUUGCCCCAUGUUGGCGUCUCUGUUGCUAUGCGGGUUUGGGUAUUUAAAAGAGGAAAGCACUGUUUUAUGUUCAUAAAAUACAUGGGUGUGUUUCAACUAGACCCAGAGCAUAUCAUUUUCUUGUGCAGAGGUGUGGGAUGAAAUGGGGAGCAAGCACGUCCUUUCUGAUGCUGUUAAGCAUGUGGAUCCUUGGUUUAUUCACAAUAAUUUAUAACAUGAAUAUUUGAAAUUCUUUCAAACUAAUUGUUGAGUAAUGCACAAUUUGGUGAAUUAUUAUUCUAUUCCAACUGUCAAUAAAAUCGUUUAGUCCUAUUUGUAACAACA